This is a messenger RNA of Psilocybe cubensis, 2286 nucleotides long. RefSeq lists its product as uncharacterized. The transcript is spliced from 6 exons. NCBI's taxonomy places the organism in Eukaryota, Fungi, Basidiomycota, Agaricomycetes, Agaricales, Agrocybaceae. The record is from RefSeq and is a predicted model, not a curated record. Bases 1 to 2286 code for a protein of 761 amino acids. Gene Ontology annotation, molecular function: metal ion binding; ubiquitin binding; phosphatidylinositol binding.
AUGUCAACUCUAGGGGCCUGGUUAUGGGGGAGCUCCCAGCUUGAUGAUGCAAUUGACAAAGCAACUUCCGAACUCUUACCAGCAGGCGGAGAGGAUAUUGCACUCAACCUCGAGAUAUGUGAUCAAAUUCGCUCGAAAUCCGUGCCAGCCAAGGAUGCUAUGCGCGCCCUGAAGCGGAGACUAAACCACAAGAACCCAAAUGUGCAAUUGCUGGCGCUAAGUUUGACAGAUAUCUGCAUAAAGAAUGGCGGGGAUCUAUUCUUGACUGAAGUCGCUUCAAGGGAGUUUAUGGACAACCUCGUUUCCAUCUUGAAGAUGCCAGCGCUUAAUCACGACGUUAAGGAGAUGAUACUGCGCCUUGUACAAAACUGGAGUGUCGCUUUUGAAGGAAAGCCCACUUUGAGCUACGUCGGUCAGGUGUAUAAGACAUUGACCAAUGAAGGGUAUAAAUUCCCCCCGAAGGAUAUGGCAGUCGCCAACUCUGCUAUGGUCGAUACACAGACUGCUCCCGAAUGGAUUGACUCCGAUCUGUGCCUUCGUUGUCGCACCCCUUUCAGCUUCACCAAUCGUAAACAUCACUGUAGAAACUGCGGUCAGGUUUUUGAUCAAGCAUGUUCCUCAAAGACUAUGGCGUUACCUCAUUUUGGUAUUGCACAAGAAGUGAGAGUGUGCGACGGAUGUCAUUCCAAACUUACGAAGAAGGCCGAACGAGCCGACAAGGGACAUCGCCACUCUACUAGCCUCCAUGGCCAUCGUCACAAGAGUGCACGUGAAUUAGCAGAUGCCGAGCUCCAAAGAGCUAUUCAGCUUUCACUACAGGAAGUUCAUGGUUCCAGUCAUGCCGGUUAUGCACCAUCUCAACCCUCACCAACAAAAUGGGGGUACUCAGAACCGCCUAUCGUUGACCGAGGUACAUACCCUGGCCGAAAGGCUGCUGUGGUUGACGAUGAUGAUGACCCCGAUUUACGGGCAGCUAUCGAGGCGAGCUUGCGAGAAGCCAAUGCCCCAAAACCAAGUGCUCCAGUUGUCAUCGAGACGCCGCGUUUAGAAGAACCAUCUUAUGCGGGGCCAGGCUAUUCACAAUCGUAUCCUCCGUCAGUCAACCAGUCCACUCUUCCUCAAAUUCCUAAUUACGACCUCGAACCUCUUGAAGCUGAUGUAAUUUUGACUUUUAAUCAAACGGUGGAGCAAGUUCAAGCGCAAGGUGGUAGGGACCUGUCCAGAUAUCCAGCGGUAUCGGAGCUUUACGAGAAAGCUAGUGGGUUAAGGCCGAAGCUGGCUCUUAGCUUAGAUGACACGGGAAGGAAAGAACAAAUGCUUUCAGAAAUGCACGAACAGCUCUCACAGGCGGUCAAGCUUUACGAUCAGAUUCUUUCACAGCAAGUAGCCCAGCCUCGUUGGCGAGCUCCAGCGGCGGCUUCGGUGAGCCCGACGCCAUAUCAGCAGCAAAUGCAGCAAUCCUACGGUUCAAACUAUGCUGCUAACGGAUAUGUUGCUCAGUGGGCACCGCAACAACAGCAGAGUCAACCGGAGCCUCGAAGGGAGCCAUUGUCACCGACUAUGUCUUUUUCCGCAUCCUUGGUACAAGAACCAAGAUACGGCCUAACCUCUCGUCCGGAACUAUCUCAACAACAGACGAGCCAACAGCAUGAACAGGUACGGCAACAAACAUCAUACCAACCGCAGUACACGACUGCGCCCUUAUCAGCACCACCUCCGCCCCAAAUAUCUCCUGGUUCCGCCCCACCCUUGCAUUCCACUCAAUACACCCAACCGCAGCAGUAUCAGCAGUAUCCGGUCUCUAUAAGCACUGCAGGUCAAACCUCAAGUCAUGCAGGAUUUGCUCAAUCGCCUCCCACUACAUCUUCUAUAUCAUCCACACCGUCCGCCGUCCCACAAUCACCUCCACCAUCUCUCUAUCAACAACCCACCCCUCAAGCUCCAGAAUCUCAGUCUUCCUUCACUACGUCGUUGAACCGGCAAAACUCAGUCGCUUAUGCACCAGCAGCCCUCAGCCCGCCUUCUAACAUUACGAGAAGCAACACGGUAGCUUCCCAGGCGCCGACCCAAUACCAGCGACAACAAUAUCAAACACCUGCACCCCCUCAACAACACCAGCACGCGUAUCAGGUUUCAUCCCCUCCCCCAGCCCCUGUUUCUCUAAUGCAAUUCCCCACUGCUCCGACGGACGUACCACAGCCUGCAUUCCCUGCCUAUAAUCCGUUAAAGCCUUCUGAAUAUGAACACAAGGAAGAGAGAAAGGAGGCACUAUUGAUUGACCUAUAA